AUGUUUGGCAGACCAGAAAUGGUUUUGGAUCUUAAUCCAAAUGAUUAUCCAAUAAUAUUUCGCAAUGAGGGAAUUUGGCCAGAACGGCGUACUUUCGAAACCUUCAUUUAUCAUCGUAAGGUGCAUAGGGAAGAGUUUUUUCGAGGCGUGAGUGGACUAUUGACAACAACUGGCGAGGAAUGGGCAAAAAUACGUACCGCCGUUAAUCCAGUUCUAAUGCAACCUAAAAACGCCAAACUCUACUUAAACACGUUAUUGGAAGUCAAUGAUGAAUUUCUCGAAAGAAUACGUCACAUACGCGAUCCUUUAACGCUCGAAGUUCCCGAUGACUUUCAUGACGAUAUUAAUCGCCUCACUUUAGAGGGCGUAGUAAGUAUCGCACUGAAUACCCGCUUAGGAAUGAUACAUAAAAAUCGUGAUAAUCCGGAAAGUAAAAUAUUUUUGAAAGAAAUCCGCAAUUUUUUCGAUCUAUCCGAAGAGGUAGAAAUCAAGCCAUCCAUUUGGAAGAUAAUCAAAACACCGAAGUUUUAUCAACUAAUGAAAACAUUGGAUAAGCUUACAGUGUUGUGCAAUAAGUAUAUUGAUGAGGCGCUAAAACGAAUUGAUUUGGAUAGUGAGGGGAAAUUCACCUCCGAGGAAAAUAAGGAAAAGAGCGUUUUAGAGAAACUAUUGAAAAUUGAUCGCAAAAUCGCUGUGGUUAUGGCUUUGGAUAUGAUGAUGGCUGGCGUCGAUACAACAAGCUCCACCUUAACGGGCAUUUUAUUUUGCAUUGCUAAA
Molecule: messenger RNA, 777 nt
Organism: Bactrocera oleae (olive fruit fly)
Lineage: Eukaryota; Metazoa; Arthropoda; Insecta; Diptera; Tephritidae
Source: RefSeq, a predicted model, not a curated record